Molecule: messenger RNA, 2639 nt
Organism: Carassius carassius (crucian carp)
Lineage: Eukaryota; Metazoa; Chordata; Actinopteri; Cypriniformes; Cyprinidae
Product: cadherin-like protein 26
Exons: 14
Coding region: 59-2335 (758 amino acids)
Biological process (GO): adherens junction organization; homophilic cell-cell adhesion; multicellular organism development
Cellular component (GO): adherens junction; catenin complex; plasma membrane
Molecular function (GO): calcium ion binding; cadherin binding
Source: RefSeq, a predicted model, not a curated record
GUGUGGAUUACUGUAAGGGACAGAGGAAAGCUCAGUCUCAGUCGAGCAGGACUGUGUGAUGAUCUGCUUCAACAUGAGGACCCUUCCAGUCAGCUUUCUCCUGCUACUGUCUGUCUGGAGCGUGUGUGUAUGGGCUGACAGCGGGAAGAUUCGACAGAAGCGUGCAUGGAUCAUUGAUUCAUUUAGUAUUGAGGAAGAACACCCUGGUCCAUUUCCAUACAUACUAGGCAAGAUUACAAUUGAUAAGUAUUAUUUAUUAAAUUUCAAGCUACAAGGUCAAGGUGUGGAUAAAGAGCCAAAGAAUAUUCUCAGCAUUGAUAAAGACACAGUUGAAAUUAUAGUACAUGGAAAGUUGGACUAUGAAAAGGACCCUAAAGUUCUCUUUUUGGAUUUUGAAGCAAAAAAUAAAUCCACUAAUAUAGUGAAUACAAGGCUUGGGCUUGAGAUCAAAAUAUUGGACAUAAAUGACCAUGCACCAGAAUUUCAAAAGUCAGUCUAUGAAGUGACUGUGGACGAGUCACAUGCUCAAGGCAAAGAAGUACUGAUUGUACAGGCAACUGAUGAGGAUGAUUCAACAACAAACAAUGGAACAUUCAUUUUCACAAUAAAGUCUGUCACACCAAAAACAGAUAAUGUUGAAUUUUAUAUACAGCAGCAAAACCAAACUGGGACUAUUUAUUUUAAGGGGUGUUUGGACUCUGAGAAAGCUCAGAAAUAUACAGUCCUUGUUGAAGCAAAGGACAAAGGCGAAAAGAUACAGCUCUCAAAUACAAGUACAGUGAUAAUCAAUAUUUCUGAUAAUAACAACAAUCUGCCAGAGUUCUCGGGCAAAACAGGACCAGGGAAGGUCAAGGAGAGAGAAGCUGGGGUUGAAGUUCUGCGACUGCAAGUAACAGACAGAGAUGUCCGUGGUUCAAAAGCUUGGAAAGCCAAAUACAUAAUUUACGGAGAUAAAAAAGAGAUAUUCAAAAUAGAAACAGACCCUGUUACCAAUGAAGGGAUUUUAACAGUUGUUAAGCCAAUGGACUACGAGGAGCAAACAUAUCACAAUCUGUCCAUCAGUGUGCAGAACGAAAUUCCUUACUUUUCCUGUAAGAUUAAAAGGAAAGUACCGAAUGCAGCGUGGGAGCUUGACCAAAUACUCCCAAACUCUGACAAGAGUGUUACACACCUCUAUAAUAGCAUUCCAGUGACCAUUUAUGUUGAAGAUGUCAAUGACCCACCGGUGUUUAUACCUCCUGUUAAACAUGUUGCAGUAACGGAGAACAUCGAUGUAGGAACAAGUCUUACAACCUUCACUGCUAAAGACAUGGAUGGAAGCUAUGCAAACACAUUUACAUUUAUUAAAGGUGAAGAUAUUGAUGGAUGGAUAACUGUUGAUGCAAAGACUGGACAAGUAUCCACGGCUAAAAUUCUGGAUAGAGAGUCGCCAUUUGUAUUAGACGGCACCUAUACAGUAAAACUGUAUGCUGUGGAUGAAGGUGUUCCUCCGAUGACAGGCACUGGGACGCUAGUGAUUCACCUGAUUGAUCAAAAUGAUAACGUACCAAUACUGGAGGUGAACACAAUCAGCAUUUGCCAAGAUAAAGAGCCCACAAUGGUCAACAUCACAGCCGUAGACCUGGACUUUCCUCCAUACGGAUCACCUUUCUACUUUGAGCUUUUAGGAGAUGUAAAGGACAAAUGGAGGCUUGAACCAUCUCAUGGCACAACGGUGGGUCUUGUAAAAGAAGACAAAGUGUUUUCAGGUCAUCACAUGCUCCAGAUCAAAAUAUCAGACCAGCAGGGAUUAUACUCCACCCAGAACCUGACGGUCAAGGUGUGUGACUGCUCUUUAACUCACAACUGCCAGGGCAAGAUGGUCUUAAAUGCUCGGAUGGGCUCUGUUGCAAUCUGGCUGCUUGUUCUUUCAGUUCUCACAGCAAUGUGCUUCAUGAGUCUACUGAUCACCUGCAAGAUAGAGAAAAAAAUGAAUCCAAUGGAUGAGGAGGGCUACAGUAAUCUCAUGAAAACAAAUACAGAAAGUAAAGGGACUGACUGCUUGGUGAUUUAUAAAGCACUGCAGGCAGUUUCACAGGAUCCACCGCCAGUCUACAGCGACCAGCAAUUCAGCCAAUCGAUAUAUAAGAAACUACUUGCUCUCCAAACCCGUGAUGAUCAACAUGUUAUUUACAAACCGCACUGUUACGCAGAUGAAGGACAACCUACGGACAAUGGUGAACUGGAUGCAAUAUCCAUUCCAGAGGAUGACUUUCAACCAGAGAUGCUCAGAAAUCUGGACAGCAGGUUCAAUCGACUAGCAACAAUUUCCAGACCCGACCUGAUGAGGAAGUGAAAAUUAUCUCAGGACGUGUGGCCAGUGUAUACAUUAAAUAUAUAGCACAAAAUGCAACUAAGGGUUUAAAAAGGUUUUACAGUUCUAUGAAUGUUAAUAAAUAUGCAUUUGCAUUUCCUGAAUGCAAAAAAUCAGUAGUGUUUACAAAUCAACAAACGAAUAAUGUUAACGUUUUAGGUGAGCUCAGGUUUUUGGGCUUUUGUUCUAUGUAUUUUCAUUCUGUAAUUUUUGUUCUGUGUUCAUGUGGAAUCAUUAUAAGGUAUUUAAUGCAAAAGAAAUGUGGUGUAGUAAUUUGAUAAAACCU